This is a messenger RNA of Panonychus citri (citrus red mite), 1011 nucleotides long. RefSeq lists its product as uncharacterized. Lineage: Eukaryota; Metazoa; Arthropoda; Arachnida; Trombidiformes; Tetranychidae. The record is from RefSeq and is a predicted model, not a curated record. Bases 109 to 744 code for a protein of 211 amino acids. The transcript is spliced from 3 exons.
AAAAUUUGAAUCAAUCAACAAUCAACACUUUGAUUAUUCCUCGUGCUCUUUGUGUUUCCGUUUAAUCCAAUAGACGAGUGUUACCGAGUUUCCAUUAAACGUCUUAACAUGCAAUCUGGUGGAAAGGUUGAAGCUGGUAAUUCUUCUGAGACUUCUGAUUCUUCAGCAAAGAAAGAGUUGUCACUGAAUCGUGACCAGUAUACUUUUCUAGAAUUGUUUAUCAAAAGGCGAAAAGAUACCGAUUGUAAUAUGGACACAGUUAUGGAUGCGUUGCACACACUUGAUGAUGACAAUCAGGAGUUCAAUAUUAAGGAUGCUGUUUUGGUUUAUCAAAAGUUUACAGUUAAUAUCUGCUUUGCCCCCCAAUAUGAACAUUUCAUGGCUCGUGCUAUAAGAGAUAUUGAAUCAUCCGGUCAUUCUGCUCAGUUUCUGCGUGAAUAUCACAAUAAAAAUAACGCUCGGAAUGCUGAUAUAAAUCACACUCCAUUUAUCCAUUUGAUCACUGGUGUGGAUAAGCUACAUUUAGGCCUCUCUAUUAAACGGGAAUCCACUGCUUGCACACUGAAUCAAAAACAUAAACACUUAAUCAAUUCAAUGCAUAGGAGAAAAUUAACUUGCAUCAAUUGGCUGACCUUAACAGAAAUGUUUAACCAUCUUGAAGAUGUCGAUGAUUGUUUUUGGUAUCCUGAAGGCGUUGUCGCUGCAUACAAUGAACAUUGUGCACUUAUUGAAAAAGGCGGUUAAUGAAUGGAUAGUAAUUAAAGAGUAACAUAUCUCCUCGUCGUGAUAAAAUUGUCUCAUUGUUAUUAAACUAUCACCAAGAUAUUUAAAUAAUCGUCUUGAAUAAUCUUACCCCAGGCCCAGGUUUCAUUCUGAAGAAAAAAUCUUAAAUAACUGAUCAUUGAUUAAUUGAUUUCUAAGUUACUAAUCUCACGGUCAACCUUCUUUUCCAUAUUCUCUUUAAAUUCAUUUUUAACUAAGUUAAAAUUAAAGAUUAACUGUCUCUAUGAA